This is a messenger RNA of Angiostrongylus costaricensis, 1251 nucleotides long. The record is from the annotation of a GenBank genome assembly. Lineage: Eukaryota; Metazoa; Nematoda; Chromadorea; Rhabditida; Metastrongylidae.
AUGGACAUUCUUGAAUCGUUGUUUCAAACGAAAAACGCCAACUUCAUUGCGAACAGAGCAGACGUGAAAGAUGAAGAAAUCGUUGAUGAGACCGACGCUUUCAAGGCGGAAUCCGGUAGUGACGAGGCGGCAGAUGUCGAGGAACAGAAUGGCGGCGGACCGCCACCGAGGAGAAUUAAGCGGGAACCAAAGCAGAUCCUGACGAAUCGAAGGAGUCGACCAGAGCGAGGCAAGUUCACAAUUCUUGACGGCAUCGCAGUUGCCGAGCCAGAUGAAAUUCUCGAUAUCGACUUUGACGCUGACCUCCUUCAGAGGAUAUUCCGAGAUUCCCGAGUAGGGUGCGGCAUUCAGUUUCUCGCUCGAUACGGAAUUAUUCCGAAUACGAGGGAAUGCAAGAUCGACAGUUGUCCGAAAGAGCAAUUAAUGAGUUUAAUAAAGCAUGCGAACGGAUUCGUGUGGCGUUGUCGAUCAUGCAGGAAACGACGAGAGCGUCGUGUUAUCACUAAGAUUUCCGUUUAUGAGGGUACAUUUCUGUUCUUUUCUCGAAUGCCGAUGAACAAGUUCUUUAUAUUCAUGCUUGUAUGGUGCGAAAAUGCUGGUUAUACGGCCUCCGAAUACAACCGUCUUUUGGGAGAAUUUCGACUUGUCGAGGAAACCAUUCAUAACACCAUCGGAUUUAUUCGAGACCACAUACAGAGCUGGUGCCUACUGCAAUCGUCUCCAUACCCUAUUGGUGGAAAAGGUAUGAUUGUAGAACUUCUCGAGACACUGCAUACAGAAGAUGUUUCUGCUAAACAUCGAAGCCGGCGUGAACGCCGUUUCUCAAUGCGUCUCGUUUUGAUAUGCUGGAACACAAACGAAAUUGUGACUGUCGAAUUACCCGAUAGACAGUUUCUGCCGGGAACGUUGAUCAGCGCUGUGGAGAACAACGUCAAACAGGGAUCUGUAAUCGUUAUGCGUGACUUACUUAUGAAACGAUUUGGAGAAAAGGAGGAGCUAGACGCAAUGCUUGAAAAUCAUAUACUAAAGACUAUAGCUGAUGUAUGGUGUGAAAUGGAUGAAGAAGAACGAGACAAGCAAUUCAUGAAAACACUCAUGGAGUCGGUGCAACCAUUGCCAACCGAACCAUUUGCGUAUGAAUACUAUUUCCGCAGGACAUUUGUUGAGAAACCGUUCAACAAUCUGCUUAAAGCAAUUCGUGAACUCUACAGUGCUCACAACGUCACACAGUCAGAUUAUACUGGACUGUGA